AUGGAACCAAAGGUUUCAACGAGAGUAUUAGUUACCUUGUCUUCAAAGGCGAAUCCACUUGUCUUGAUGAUUCGAUUGAUCCUUUUAACGCUGCUGGCAUGGUGGUUCAUGUUUCCUCAAUGUGUGAGUUCCAUGUCUAAUGUAAUGUUGGAUCAGUACUCUUCGCAUGUUGGUGAGUAUAACAACGAUCACAUGAAUCAUGUCGUUUCAACAAGUGAAGAGGAUGAGUUUUCUCAUGAAUGGGGAAAUGAGCAAGUCGAGGAGGAUAUUUGGAGGUCCAUCUCUCACGAGAGAAUGGCAAGAAGACAAAGCCUCUUUGAAGAGAGUGAAUUCUCCAUGGCCCUUGCUGAGUUAUUUUACGCUGAGAGAGCCAUGACAUGA
Messenger RNA from Naegleria fowleri, 381 nucleotides. RefSeq lists its product as uncharacterized. Lineage: Eukaryota; Heterolobosea; Eutetramitea; Acrasida; Naegleriidae. The transcript has a single exon. The coding region runs from base 1 to 381 and encodes 126 amino acids. The record is from RefSeq and is a predicted model, not a curated record.